AUGACAUCUCUCGAGUUGCAAGCAUCCUCCUCGCGACCCGUAGAGCAGCCGGUCGAGGAGUCUCCCAACUCCAAGGCCGACAUCAACCUCGUGGAAAGCGCAGGAGCCGGCCACGCGGCCUCCUACGAGGAGUCUGUGGCCGCCCGUCUCCCCAAGGCCCAUCGAGACUACCUCCUUCAGCGACAUGGUACAUUGGAAUUGGAUCCCAUCCCCAGUAUGGGUCCGGCCGACCCUUACAACUGGCCUGAGUGGAAGAAAAUGAUCAACCUGAUCUUGGUAGCGUUCCAUGCCUGCAUGGGCACUUUUACCGCGGCCGCCAUCAUCCCGGCCUAUUCCACCAUCGCAGAAGACCUGGGUAUCAGCCUGCAGGAGGCCAGUUACUUGACUUCGCUCCAAAUCGCCAUCCUAGGUGGUGCCCCCCUAUUCUGGAAGCCCCUGUCCAACCGCUUCGGGCGUCGGCCUAUCUUCCUGCUGUCACUCAUCUGCAGUCUGGUGUGUAAUAUUGGCUGUGCGAAAAGUACCACGUAUGCGUCGGUCGCCGCUUGCCGGGCCCUGGUGGCUUUCUUCAUCUCACCCGCCUCAGCCAUCGGCAGUGCCGUCGUGAUGGAAACGACCUUCAAGAAGGAUCGUGCCCGCUACAUGGGUGUCUGGACCCUGAUGAUCACUCUGGGCGUCCCGAUCGGUCCGUUCAUCUUCGGCUUCGUCACCUACCGUGUUGGAUAUCACUGGAUCUACUGGAUCCUGGCCAUGAUCAAUGGUGGUCAGUUCAUCUUGUAUCUCUUCUUUGGCCCGGAAACCCGAUACCUAGGCGGCGGCGUCGAUCGUCCGGACCCCAACUGGAAGACCGAGUACCUGUCCAUCCGCCGGAUUGAUCCGACCCCGCUGACCUGGUACGAGUUUAUCCGUCCCUUCACCAUGGCCCGCCACCCCUCGAUCCUCAUCCCUGCGUGUGCGUAUGCCAUGGUCUUCCUGUUCGGUAGCAUCCUGGCUACCGUCGAGGUACCGCAACUACUGCAGGAGAAGUUUGGUCUUAACGCCGAGCAGCUGGGCCUGCAGUUCCUCGGUGUUAUCAUCGGCUCGCUGAUCGGUGAGCAGAUGGGCGGCGCCUUGUCUGACUUCUGGAUGAACCGUCGCGCCCGCCGGCUGAAUCGCAAGCCUGAGCCCGAGUUCCGCCUGUGGCUGAGCUACUUCGGCUUCGGCUUGACCAUCAUCGGUAUGAUCGUGUUCCUGGUCUGCACUCAGGAGUCCAAGUCCGGCCACUGGAACGUGUCUCCCAUCAUCGGCACGGCUAUUGGCGCCGUCGGUAACCAGCUCGUCACAACCGUCAUGAUCACCUACGCCGUAGACUGCUUCCCCCAAGAGGCCGCCAGCAUUGGUGUGUUCAUCACCUUUGUGCGCCAGAUUUGGGGUUUCCUUGGUCCAUUCUGGUUUUCUCCAAUGUUCGAGACUGUCGGUAUCGCACCUUCCGCCGGAAUUGGCUCGGCGCUGGUCGUCGCGGUCAGUGUCAUUCCGACCAUCGCUCUGCACUGGCGUGGACAGGUCUGGCGCCGUAAGGAUGAGGAGUAA
Molecule: messenger RNA, 1566 nt
Organism: Penicillium macrosclerotiorum
Lineage: Eukaryota; Fungi; Ascomycota; Eurotiomycetes; Eurotiales; Aspergillaceae
Exons: 4
Coding region: 1-1566 (521 amino acids)
Biological process (GO): transmembrane transport
Molecular function (GO): transmembrane transporter activity
Source: RefSeq, a predicted model, not a curated record